Messenger RNA from Fusarium redolens, 1746 nucleotides. RefSeq lists its product as uncharacterized. The transcript is spliced from 4 exons. The record is from RefSeq and is a predicted model, not a curated record. The coding region runs from base 212 to 1492 and encodes 426 amino acids. Gene Ontology annotation, molecular function: chromatin binding. NCBI's taxonomy places the organism in Eukaryota, Fungi, Ascomycota, Sordariomycetes, Hypocreales, Nectriaceae.
GGAAAUCGCGCACGCGACGAUCCAGAGACCAAUUGGGCUCAGCUCAGCACAGAUCUCGCCAUCGCAAAAUCACGUAUAUGCGAUUCUCUUUCAUUUUUUUCUCCCCUUCCCUCGCCGUUUCUUCGCGCGCCUUAUCGUUUCUCCGCAAACCCAUCCUCUCUCCACUCUCAACGCGGUCAUACCCAAGGGCCAACGGUAUUAAAACGCCACAAUGAGCAAUCGCAAGAGAUCGCGAUCUGUCGGGGGGGAGAGUCGCGAUGAGUGCCCUUUUACGAUUUCUUACGCGACUAGCCCUCCGGCUGCCCAGAAGGAAAUUCGCAAGACCAAGAAGCGGAAGCGCGAUGGUCAAGAUGACGAUAAACUGGUUCGGUUUCAAGGCUCUCCCUUCUCCCCAACGGGCAGCUUCAAAACGCAUAACACCAUGGAUCUAUACUACACCGUCGGCCCUGGAAAGAAAUGGCAAAAAAUGGCGUGCUAUAAAACCGUUGUCUACAAUGGUUUCAGAUAUUCUAGCGAAGACUUCGUGCAUGUCGCCAACGAGCGGACCAUUGAACAACACAAAGCUCAAGGUGAUGGCAAGGGUAUCUCCAAGAAGAGUAAUGAUGGCUGGGUCGCGCGCAUCCUCGAGAUCCGUGCUUCCGAUCAGCAUCACGUCUAUGCACGCGUCUACUGGAUGUACUGGCCUGAUGAACUCCCUGAGGGAACCCUUGACGGCAAGAAGACGGUUCAAGGUCGUCAGCCGUACCAUGGCGCUGACGAACUGAUUGCUUCCAACCACAUGGAUAUUAUUAAUGUUGUCAGUGUAACAGGACCCGUUACCGUCAACCAAUGGAUAGAGUCCGACGACGAGGAGAUCCAAGACGCGCUUUAUUGGCGUCAAGCGUACGACUGCCGUAACUCGCAACUUUCGUCUGUUGAACUCAGGUGCAAAUGCCAAACUCCUGCGAACCCCGAGAAGACCCUCAUAGAAUGCACGAGUUGGGAAUGCGGGAAGUGGAUGCAUCACGAAUGUAUGGCCCACGACAUUCUUAUGCAAGUCUACGAACGACUGGGAACAGAUAAGUCCCAUCGAAGCGAGGGAUUGGUUGUUGAGGAAGAGAAGCCUGAGGAAGCGAUCCGUCCGCUAUCGCCCACUGACGCCGAGGAGAAGGAGACCCAGCCAACGAUCGAUGUCCGUUCCGGCGAGACGAACGAUAAUGUACACGUCGAGAAGGCUGCUCGCGAGACCCCUCGUGAGACAGAAACUCCAAUACCUAGACCAACGCCAUCCAGAUCUAUUGCCACCGCAUCAGCUAAAGGAUCAGCCAAGAAGGGUCACAAGAAGAAGACCGGAGACUCCAAGCCAUAUCUGGGACUUUUCGAGGCCACUCUCAAGAUGCAAGACGGCCCUACAGCAUGGGAGAUUCGCGACCUGCGUGAAAACGUAACAGGUGGCGAUAAGACCUGGACUGAGAAGGCUCACUGUCUGCUAUGCGGUUCCACUAUUGACUGAAUACUCAAUAUGACGACCACGUAACUGCGCCGAGUCUGUUCCUGUCAGCAGGCUCAUUGAGUCUGGACGGUACAGCUCAACAUUGCUUGGAGGAGCCAACCAGUCCCCGAACGUAUUCCUGAUGACUUGCAGGGGGAACACGGCUAGCCCGACCCAGCUACCUACUCGAUACGACUUAUUGGGUCGAACAAUGCUUAAGGUUUCUUUUAUGGACACUUGGAGGUCGCUCUCUUGCUGAUUUGCCCAAUGAUGGA